Molecule: messenger RNA, 6323 nt
Organism: Protopterus annectens (West African lungfish)
Lineage: Eukaryota; Metazoa; Chordata; Ceratodontiformes; Protopteridae
Gene: LARP4B
Product: La ribonucleoprotein 4B
Exons: 15
Coding region: 1-1941 (646 amino acids)
Biological process (GO): positive regulation of translation
Cellular component (GO): cytoplasmic stress granule; cytosol
Molecular function (GO): mRNA 3'-UTR binding
Source: RefSeq, a predicted model, not a curated record
AUGAAAGGGUUGGAGUAUAGUGAAGAACAUGAGCAACAGAAUUUGAAAUCAUUAACAGAAUUGCCUGAACCACCUUUAUCUGAUUUGUGCACUGAAGAAGCUGAUCUGCAUGUCACACUGGAUUGUACAGACUAUGAGUUGGUCCAAACAUCAUCUGUGGGAGAAAAUGAACCACCUCCUUCCGAUGGUCCCGAAGAUCUUAGAGAGCUACUGAAAAAAACACUAGAAUUCUGCUUGUCCCGGGAAAAUCUUGCUAGUGAUAUGUACUUAAUCUCCCAAAUGGACAGUGACCAGUAUGUGCCAAUUAUGACAGUGGCAAAUCUCGACCAUGUGAAAAAACUCAGCACUGAUAUUGACCUUAUUGUAGACGUAUUGAGAUCAUUGCCUUUAGUCCAAGUUGAUGAAAAAGGUGAAAAAGUCAGACCAAACCAGAAUCGCUGCAUUGUGAUAUUGCGGGAAGUACCAGAAUCUACACCAGUUGAAGAGGUGGAGUUGCUCUUUAAAGGAGAUAACUUGCCCAAGUUUAUCAGCUGUGAAUUUGCCUACAAUGAUAACUGGUUCAUCACAUUUGAAUCAGAAGCUGAUGCACAGCAGGCAUAUCAGUAUCUGAGAGAAGAAGUGAAAACAUUUCAAGGAAAGCCAAUUAAGGCACGAAUAAAAGCAAAAGCAAUUGCUAUCAAUACUUUUUUGCCAAAGAAUGGGUUCAGACCUUUGGAUGUUAAUGUCUACUCACAGCAGCGUUACACAUCAUUUUACUUUCCUGCAGUAUACAGUCCUCAGCAGCCUUUUCCAUUAUAUAGUCUCCUGACUCCAAAUGCAUGGACUAAUACACACAACUACUUGGAUCCAGCUUGGGUUUCACCAUUUGCAAGUACUGGAUUUAUUAAUGGAUUUACUUCUUCAAACUUUAAACCUGCUGCAUCACCUUUGACUUCUCUCAGACAGUAUUCUCCAAGAAGUAGAAAUCAGAAUAAAUCUCAUAUGCGGCCUACAUUACCUAAUUCUGACAGAGGACCUGGACUCCUUGAAAGCCCUACCAUUUUCAACUUCAACACUGACCGUCUGAUGAAUGGUGUUCGGAACCCGCUGCCAAGACAGCCAGGACAGAACAGGACACGGAUACAGAGCACUUCAAACUACAAUAAGAGAGAUGCUGGCACGGGGAGAGUUGAACAGAGUAAUGUGGAACUUUCAACCUGUGCUGGAAGAGGAAGGAAAAACUCUUACGGAUUUAGGAAGAAAAGGGAAGAGAAAUUUAUAAGAGGGCAAGCACCGUCUCCACCUCCUCCAAAGCCACCAUCUCCAAGCUUUGAAUUGGGGCUUUCUAGCUUCCCUCCUCUGCCUGGUGCUGCUGGCACUCUGAAGACAGACGAUCUGUUUGAAAGCAGGUUAUCCAGUACUGCAGUAGGAAUGCCAAAAGAAAAGAACGUGAAUGUGGAUGUAAGUACCAGCACAGUCUCUUCAGGAAUUCUGAAAGAACCAUUACCACCAGCUUCUUCUGUACUGCCAGGGAAUCUAGAAGGUUCUGUUUCUCCAUCUCUCUCUCCAGAUGAAUCAAGGGGCACAGAGUGUAAACCUGCAGAAACGCAAAUCAUAGAAAGACUUAAUUCCACCAUCACUACUGUAAGCAAAUCGGUCCAAGUUAAUGGUGCUGCUACAGAACUUCGAAAACCAAGUUAUGCUGAGAUAUGUCAGAGAACUACUAAAGACGCACUUGCAUCCCUACCACAGAAGGAACAGAAGUCCAACACUGUACUCGCUAAUGAAGACAGAAAAAAUGCAGAAGCAUCAGCUGACAAAAGUAGAGAGCAGUCUUCUGCAAAGGGAACACCAGGACGGCCCAAAGAACAGCGUCGCCAGGCAGGACACAGAUCACCUCCUUUGUCUGUUGGAAAGCACUCAAACAAAGAGCAGACUGCACCCCCAAAAUCCCCUCUGUAAAAUUUAUGAAUUCUGAUGGAGGAGAGUACUACUGGAUAUUUCAGAUGUUGACACCAGAUUUUUUUCUAAUUGGAGCACAGAGCAAAUAAAAUUGUUCGUCACUAUUUUUAAUAUAUAAGGCCUCACUUUUUUUUUUUUUUUUUCAGGGAUAACAGAGUAUGCCUUGAAAAUUGAGGACUAAAGCUAAACAUAUUUCAGACUGCUGCAGUGAUUCUUUCAUAGCUUCAUUUUUACUAGUUAACAUGCAGUAGUGAAAAGAGCAAGCAGCAGUGGAUGUUCUCAAAAGUAUUUUAGCAGAUCUUUGGUUUUACCAGUUCAUAAGGUUCAGUGUUGGAGAACGUCACAAAUACAUUUACUUGACUGAUUUGAGAGUAGUUUUCCCCUUUACAUACAUGUUGCUUGAAUAUCGUUAUUAAUGUGCAAAUGUGCAUUUCUGAGAACUUUAGAGCUAUAUUUAUUUUAAAGAUACUAAGGCUGCAAGAAUUGCCUUGAUAUUAAAUAAUGCAGCAUUAUUUUUUCAGCCUUUUUUUAAGGAAAGUUCAUCCCAAAAAAUCAUUAUAACUGCUAUCAGCUUUAAAACAUAAAACUCUAAAUUGGAACAACAUUGUUUACUUUUAUGUUUUGACUUGUUUGUUCAACUGGGGGCCAUCACUUUACUGCAUUGGUUAUAAAUUAGUUCAUUACUCAUCAGCGUUUAUUACUGUUUUCCCAAAAGUGCAUAUUUCCGUUGCAGUAAUGCACUUUUACUUGCUCAUACCAGCUCUUCUGCUUUACAAAUCCUGCUGUUCAGUAUUAAGCACACUGGAAGUAGAGUAGUAUUGUUUCAAGUUCCGGAGCUGGUACUGACAGGACUUUCUCUGUACUCUCUACACAUCCCAAGUGCUCUUUUUUAAAUAUAAUCUGCAUGUGGUUGGUGUCUUCCUGUACUUUGACCAUUGGCAUUUAAAGUAAAAAUUUGAAGCACUGUAGUGGUACUAUUACAUUACACGUACCUCCUCCUUACUCUGGAACCCUGCAUUCCUUGUCCUGAAUGAGGUUUCUCACAUUUCAUGUAAUACUAACCAUUUUGGAGGACAGUGAUGCACUAAUUCUUCAAGCUUAUCACAAUGCUGAAGCUGUAAACUGUUUUUGUUUAUAAUACUUACAGAAAACUUUCUGUAUAAUCCUGAACAGCAGUUUUUGCAAGAGUAACUAAAUAAUGCUAAUAAUUAUAUAGCUUUUCCACAAAAUGUUUAUUUAAGGAAAUUAUUUUCAGUUUUACUUUUAAGAGAGCGAUUUCCAUCCAAUAUUUAAAAAAAACUUGAAUUUUAUUUAAACUUGAAAAUGACUUUGCCUUAACUUUUGUAUAAGACAGUUUAAGAGUUUAUUAAAUCUGAGCCCUUAAGGGUUAGCGUGAGUGAAAUACAGGAUUACUCAGUGUAAUCUAUUUCCUGGGUAAAAAAAAAUGCAAGAACUAGUGGUAUUUUUUGUAAUAUACAUUUAAGAUCUUAAUUAUUUGAUCUUUUUUUUCAGAUCGUUGAAAAAAAUCCUGUAAAUGCAAAUGGUUAAUACUGUAUUAAAUAUGUGCACUUGAAAGUAUUUGCUUUGCUUGUACAGAUGUAAAUAAUUAGAACAUAUAAAAAGGUACCCUAAGGAAACAUAUUGUUGAUAAUAUAAAUGAUGUUGAGCUGGGUGUAGAUAAAGCUAAGUGCUGAGUAGUUUCUUAUUUUUUUUUCCCUUUUGUUAUUUUUUUUAUUAACUCUGGUGUGCUGAACUGACUGCCUUCUCACUGCUUAAGGGGGAUGGGUAGGGUUUAUUUUAAUUUUUCUACUGCAAAUCUAAAAAACGUUUUCUGCUUUCUUAUUCAUGCACCCAUUUUAACUGACUUAAAGAUGGUCUUUAACAGAUGAAGUCUGGCAGGCACUGUUAUUCUAAAUGUUUUUUUUAGUAUUUGGUAUCUUAGCACUAAGUUUUUGCUGCAGUACUGUCAUUUAUCACCAUAUGGUGCCCAGUGUUCUUGAAGACCACUGUUUUGAAAACUGAAAUGUCAAACAUCAGCUUACUGAAUCCUCAGUGCUUGGUAGAGAAGCUGUCCAGUGCCUGCAUGUAAACAUGGCAACUGGUCACUGCUAUGUCCAACCUGUUUAAAACAAAUUGCAGUAUCAGUGUGGACCAGACUAUAUAUAAUUUGUUUACUUGAAGGGCUGUAAAAGGAGAGUAUUUAGAUUUGAAAUUAGUCAUUUACUCGUAGGUGACACUGUAUGCAUUUUUAAACAUUAAUUUUGUAUAUACCCAGUUUUUGAACUGAUAUGAUCAUGAGGGAACAGAGAUUCACUAAACCACUUGAGACAGAUUUUUUUUCCAUAUUCAUCCCCAUACUUAGUCCCCUUAGUAGUGAAUAUGGCAGUUUGACUUGUACUUGGUUAAAGCCAACUGCUUUUUUUUUUUUUUUUUUUUUUUUUUUUUUUUUUUUUGUAGCAGCUGAUGAAAGUGCAGAUAUCAACAGCUGCAGUAAAUGGGCAAAAAACAGUAUACUAUAAUGUACAUCAGGUCAUUGGGUGAGACCAACAUUACCUGUUACAGUACUUAAUGUAUGCUACUGCCAGUUCUUUGGAGAUGUAAUACUGUAACCAUUACUUUCCUGCAGCCGUCAGUCAAAAAUAAAAAAAUGUAGCUUAGCUUAAUAGUGUAUUGUUUUUUUCUUAAAAAAAAUAAAUGCUAAAUGCCAAAUAGUCAAUAAAGAAGUAUACAUUGUACCUGUAUUACAUUUCUGUUGUUUUUUAAUAUAUUCUACAUGCUGGCAUAGCUGAACAAGACUGAUAUAGGGCUGCAGAUUGACAGAUAUUGCCUUGCAUAGAGCAUUGGAAGUGCACUAUUUUUUGGAGGGUGGGGCUAAGUUAUCAUUCUGUGCCAUUGAUGGAACACAAGAAUUGUAGUAACUACAGCCCUAGUAUACGUAACAAAAGCUACUUUUCAAGAAUCUCAUUUGAAAAGGAGUGUGUUACAGUGUAAAGCUAAAUGAAAGACUAACAAAUUGCAGACUUUCCAUGUCCUGGAACCUUCUGUUUCUUAAGUUUUUUCAUAAGUUUAUUUAUUUACAGUAACUUUAGAGUAAUGCCUAUGACUUAGAAGCAUGAUGAGUAGGUACUGUGUAGAUCAUUUAGUGCAGCAGAUCUUAGUAUUUAGGUAUUGGAAUGAAGGAAUGAAUCAUCCUUUUGCUGUAAAUGGAAUCAUGUAGGUUCCAACAUUUGAGGUUUUUUUUCUCAUUUUACCCGAUUAACAUCUGUUCAUGAAACUCAGUUACAUAUUGGGAUUCAUCCAUGCAAAGCCUGCAAAACAUGUAGCUUUCUUUUAAACUUUACACUUUGAAUGCUGUGCUCAGUUUCAUGUAAUUGUAAGGAUUUUGUGGCACAUUGUCUUAUAUGGGGGGAAAAAAGUACAGCUGUCCACUUUGAAAUCUAAAUAAUAAAAUAGACAUGUUUGUAUGCAGUGAUGUCAUUGGAGAAGCAUUGUUUCUUACCACUUUGUUAGGAAAGCUAAGUUUAAAACAAGCAUAUAUCGUUUUUGUAUUGUAUAAAUGAAGCGGGUAUUGUGCAUUGUUUUCAUAACAUGGUUUACACGUGCACAAUGAAGGAUUUGUUUUGUUGCAUUGAAUAAUACCUGGAUUAAAGCAGUCCUUGUAACAGCUGUGUAGCUGUAUCAUGCAUACAAAUGGUGCAGUCUUCUUAUGCUUAUUUGUUCUCUUAGGCACUUUGCUGUUUUUUCAUAGAGGACAGUUGUAUACAUUACUUUUUCGUUGAAUGAUGCACAAUAAUUCAACUGUGAGGUUUAAACCCACAAUACUGUUUAAAUUUUUAAUACAUUUUAAAAUAUGGCCCAUUUACUUAACCUUCAACAUAGUGUAGUAUCUAGGGAUUUUGUAGUUCACAGCCUUGAAUGCUUAGCAGCAUCGUAUGUCAUUUCAGAUGUUGUAUGUUGUCUGAAUAUGUUAACUUUACCAGUUGUCUUUAAGCAAGUGUGCUGUCUGAAGGUUUCAUCGUAUUUAAGUCCCAAGGACUUGUUUUAAAUGCAAAGUGAUACACAACAAGAGUGACAGCAAGCUGUAAUGGUGCAUGCCUUUACCUGUUUGCCUGAUUAAGUAAGCUGAGGAUCUCUGUGCUUUGUAACACAUUACACUAACAGCUGUGAACAGAUGAGAAUAUAAACAGUUAACAGCAAGAAAUGCUUUGAAAUAAAAGUAUAUUAUGGAGUUUUUGAGGGUUUUCAUUUUAUUUUUACUUCCAUUAAAACUGGAAUCAAGCUUACAUGUAAACUUUGGGUAAUUGUGUCAAAAUGUAAAACUUGUCUAAUUUGAAAAUAUGUAGGCUAUGAAAAAAUAAAGAUUUAGACACUGUUGAACCAUA